CCAAAAUAUCUCUUUCUAGAUUACAUCAAUAAUCAGCAGGCGAACCCAACAUCGUCUACACAUUGUGUUGUCGAGCUAUAAGACACAGUUAUUUAUCUGUCAAAAGAUGGCGACCACUCAUGGCAGCUAUCAGGCACAGAAUAAGGCAGGUACAAUUACUAUAACUGUUCUUGCUGUGAUCUUCCUUGCUUUACGCUUCCUGGCACGCUGGGUGAAUAAUCGUUGUUAUGGUGUUGAUGAUAUCCUACUAUGCUUUGCAAUGGUAACCGAGUUUGCAUUGUUGGGACUAAAUCUGUCAGCGGUACGACUCGGAAUGGGUUUACAUAUUGAAGAUUUUCCACUGGAAAAUCUUGUAAUUGUUCUCAAGCUAAGCUUUGCCUUCGAGUAUAUCUAUAGCUUUACCAUGUCAGCCGUCAAGUUAUCUGUCCUUGUCAUGUAUUACCGAAUUUUUAUUGACAGACCAACUCGCAUUGGGAUAUAUAUUGUUGGAACAUUUGUGACAUCAUGGUUACUGGCUAGUAUUGUUGCCAAUAUCUUUCAAUGUGUGCCAGUCGCAAAAUAUUGGAAUACAACCCUUCCAGGCCAUUGCAUGAACAGAACAGUCUAUUUCGUUAUGGGAUCAGCACCGCAUAUAUUGUCUGAUAUAGCCAUGUUGUGCUUGCCAGUUCGCUGUGUAUGGAAACUUCAUACUUCAGUGACUCAUCGGAUUGCUAUCAUUGGCAUCUUCCUCCUCGGCAGUUUUGUUACAUUCACCACGUGCUACCGAAUGGUCCCGCUCCUUACCUAUGAUCAGAUUGAUACAACAUACUCAGGAUCUGUUAGUAUCACCUGGACUAUCAUCGAAGUUUCUUCUGGGAUUAUCUCGGCGUGUCUUCCGACAUUACGCCCUGUAUUAAAAUUGGCAUCACGCCGCUUCGACUCAACUAAAGCAGGUGCUACUAAGAACAGUUACCAGAGUUUAAAUCGAGUACCGGAAAACAAUGCCGCAACUCAAAAUCGUCGAAUUAUAACCGCAAAACCUAGCCAAGAAGAAGAUAGUCUCCGUCAUCAGCCCAGUGACGAAUAUCUUCUCGAUAGAUGGAACUCCACAUCGAUCUAUCCUAAAAUGCCAGAAAGGACCCAUCUCUCAACUUGAGUAAUUUUAGAAUGACAAUGCCUUAACCAGAUAUUCGGAAAUACGUUCUCAAAAAGCGGAGGGAAACAUGUCAUCUAUAGGUCUGCAACAUCAAUGAAUUACUUAGAACGCAUUGAAGGAGUAAGAAGAGCCUAUGAUAAAAUUGAAAUGAAGAAUAAAUCCCUAUAAGGUUUCUUUGAUUGUUUGACACGAAAAAC
This is a messenger RNA of Talaromyces proteolyticus, 1332 nucleotides long. RefSeq lists its product as uncharacterized. The transcript is spliced from 7 exons. Bases 107 to 1135 code for a protein of 342 amino acids. Lineage: Eukaryota; Fungi; Ascomycota; Eurotiomycetes; Eurotiales; Trichocomaceae. The record is from RefSeq and is a predicted model, not a curated record.